Messenger RNA from Biomphalaria glabrata, 5202 nucleotides. Its product is annotated as splicing regulator ARVCF-like. The coding region runs from base 716 to 4270 and encodes 1184 amino acids. Lineage: Eukaryota; Metazoa; Mollusca; Gastropoda; Planorbidae. The record is from RefSeq and is a predicted model, not a curated record. Gene Ontology annotation, cellular component: adherens junction; cytoplasm; nucleus. Gene Ontology annotation, molecular function: cadherin binding. Gene Ontology annotation, biological process: cell-cell adhesion; cell-cell junction assembly. The transcript is spliced from 22 exons.
GUGUAAUGUGCACUUUGGCGGUGGUCGUUCCCGUGUCAUUUUAACAGUUUUGAUAGCGCAUUAGUUAGCGUUUGUAUGCAGCUUCAUCUAGGUCUAGAAAUCGUCGCAUCGAAUCAGUUGUGUGUGUGUGUGUGUUUCAACACUGUUUGGAACUGGACGUCGGGCGCCGCAUAUACAUUCCUCGUGUGUUAUAGUCACGUGACCAGCUGGACUAAACUAGGUCGGUUCAUAUCAAUAGAUCGAUUUCUCAUGGUUUCGUUUCAAUGGAUGUAUACACGCAAGAGUCUGUUGUGAUUUAGAUCUAGAGGUCUGUAUUAUAUAGACGUGUAGUAUCUAGAUCUACCAGCACCGUUUGGUUUACAACUGGAAACAACAACAAUCUAUCUAGAUGAUACGGAUCUAACAUCUGUGUUGCUUUUACGUAUCCGCGACUGACUUGUGCCAUUGUGUGUCCACUUGCUUGUCAAUAGACUACAUCUGCUGCUGGUCGUGUGUUUAUUUCUCUUUGGAUUAUAGACUCAAAGUCUAGAUUUUUAGAUCUUUUAAACAUCCUCUGCAGACCAGUGAAGGAUGGACUAUGGCUAUUAAAUAGGACUAAGUGUUCCUAUAUUCCAUACAUUCAAAUUUGUAGAUCUAGAUUUAGAUCUAGUCUAAUUGACGAGAGUUUGACAAUCGAGGGACUUCUAUUUCUGAUUUUAUCAGAGAUAAGAAAGACAUGGAAGACAUCCAUGAUGACCCGUAUGGUCACAGGUUUGCACCACCCCACCCGUAUUACAGUGGGGGCAGUGGAGGUGGGGGAGGCUACGAUGGCAACAUGAGGGGCAACACAUCCUUUGACAGACACAGUGAGCACUCAAUACACAGUGAUAGAAACAGAGGGGUGAAAAACUACUCGGAUAUUCCAAAUGGAGCACCUUAUGGUAGCAGCAAUAACGUAUACAGGUCAGACCCACAGAUGAGGGCGUCGCCACAACCAGCUAGGUCUUUAACACCGGUUGAUUACGCCCCUUCCAGUGUAGAUGGCGGUGAUGGGGAGGGGCAGGGCCACUAUGAGCGGGAGUCACCGUACCACAAUCUUCCCCCCUACCAAGAUUAUUACGAGGACAGAGAGGACUCUUACAUUCCCGAGGACAAUGAAAAUUUCAAUGGUGCUGAUCCCCGCUCUAGUGACUAUUCACAAGCCCCUCCACAUUACACAGAUGAUGAUAUGCAUGCCGCCUAUGGGCAAAGAGAUGGUUCUUAUGCUGGCAGCCGAGGAAGUUUCCAGGGUCCUCCAGGUUCUGAACCUCAUUUGAGUGGCAACUAUGUUGACCAUUAUGGUGAUAACUCUGACCUCCAUCAAUAUCCAGACACUUCGCUUCGAUACAAUGGUGGUGUGCACUACCCUGAAGACACUUAUGGGAGAAAACCUGACGAUUAUAUAAACCAACACUAUGUUGAGCAGCAUGCUGGUGGUCAGACAAUUUAUAGUGAUCAGGACGAACAUGGUUAUCAUGAAGAUCUUGAACCACCAAGACCCGAGGAUUAUCGGGAAAUUCACAACAGAUCUAAAGGUCCCCACGAGGAUCCCUACAGUGACUCUUUCCAUCCACAGCAUCCCAACAGUUCUUUUCAUGACCCACGCCAUGACUCAUACCAGGGUCAAUACGACCCCUCAUCUCAGCAUCAGCAGCAUGACCCCUACCUUGAUCAUGACAGAUACUCUGAUGUCCCAGGGGAGCGCCGCAGCUUUGAUCAACCUGGAGGCCCUGCCUACCACCACAAUAACUCUUUCCAUGAUAACCCUAACAUGCAGGAUAGAUACGUGGAAGACCAGCAGCAGAGGCGGUUUGAGGGGUUACCUCAAGUUCGGCAAGAUCCCUUCGCAGAUGACCCUUUCCAUGAGCAAAACAGCCGAGAGAUGCACAGACAGGAAGACCUGUACUAUAGAGGUCAAUCCCCGACUGGAGGUAGUGACAUUUACUGUACACAUUUUUACGGCCACGAACAACCACCUUAUGAUGACAGGGGUCCUCCAUUUGAUGACAGAGGUCCACCUUAUGAUGAUCGGGGUCUUGGUUAUGACGAAAGAGAUGGUCCUGAUCCUUAUGGAGAGAAUGCACCUAGAUAUCCUGAUGACUACCAACAGGACAACACCUAUUAUUCUGAAAGGGAUGCUUCUAGACACUUAGAACAGCUACAUUUAACGGCUGCUGAAGAUGGUCCCAGAACACCUUCAAUAGAUGGAAGAAAUAUGUCCUUGCGUGAACCUGAUCUACAAGAAGUAAUAGACUUUUUAAGUUCCCCCGACAAUAGUGUGAAAGCUAGUGCUGCUGCUCAUUUACAACACUUAGUGUACAAGGAAGAUGGGCUGAAAGCAAAAACAAGGAGUCUGGAUGGCAUUAGACCAUUGAUACGUCUGUUGGGCCAUGAGCUAGUUGAAGUUCAUAAAAAUGCAUGUGGUGCACUGCAAAAUCUCUCUUAUGGAAAAAACAAUACAGAAAAUAAGAAAGCAAUUAAAAAUGAAAACGGCAUUCCAGAGUUAAUUAGGCUUUUGAGAAAAACAGAUCAGGAUGACGUGAAAGAAUCUGUGACAGGUGUCUUGUGGAAUCUUUCUUCAUGUGAGGAUUUGAAGCAGUCCAUAAUAGAUGAUGGACUGGUAGUGUUGGUCAACUAUGUUAUUUUAAAGUGUGUCAGCAGGAGUCCUGUCAAUCCCACAACAAGUGAGCUUCCUUGGACAACAGUCAAUCGUAACACUACAGGAAUUUUAAGGAAUGUGAGUUCUGCAGGUUUUAGUGCCCGUAAAAGGUUGAGAGAGUGUGAUGGUUUGGUCAAUGCUCUGAUAAGCAUCUUGAAAUUAGCAGCAGACAAUACAGCAACCAAUGACAUAGAUAAUAAAGUGGUAGAGAACACAGUGUGUAUAUUGCGUAAUCUUUCAUAUAGAAUACAAGAAGUAGUAGAUCCUGAUUUCUUCAAGAAUAGAAGUUUGCCAAGACAACAGAACCAAACAGGAAAAGGCAAAUCUGGUAAAGCUGGAGACAGUAAUGCUGGUUGUUUUGGGAACAAGUCUGCCAAAGCAAAGGCUGCACAGAACAGUAGGCCAGGAAAUCAGCCAAGCAGUGCCCCUCCUCAGUUGCCACCAGCUUCCAUUAACUAUAGAGCACUGUGGGGUCCAGAGAUUCACUCCUUGUAUUCUGCUGUCUUAAAACGUUGCACCAAUCCCAUCACUAUGGAAGCAGCUGCCGGGGCUAUUCAAAAUUUAACAGCUUGUGAUUGGCAGCCUGCAGUUGAAAGCAGGGCCAUGGUUAGGAAAGAGAAAGGUCUUCCUUUGUUGGUAGAUUUGUUAUCUGCUGAGAGUGACAGAGUUGUUUGUGCUACAGCUACUGCUUUGAGAAACUUGGCUAUUGAUGACAAAAAUAAAGAAUUAGUAGGUAAAUACGCCAUAAGACAGCUUGUCAGUCAACUUCCCCGUGAUAAUCGAAGUACCCAGCCAGAUGACACAAUCUGUGCUGUAAUUGCUACUCUCUACGAAGUAGUGAAAGAUAACCAGGAUUUUGCCUUAGCUCUAGUCCAAGAAGAUGGUCUUACUCGGUUGAUGCAUAUCAAUACUUCUGAUGGAAGAUACCUUGCCAGAACAUUAAAAUUUGCAUUAACACUUUUAAAAACCUUGUGGAAUUACAAAGCAUUGCACCAGAUGUACACUAAGAAGUACACAGCAGCAGAUUUUACCACUUCUAAGGCCAGGCCAAGGCUCGAUGGUUCAAAGUUCCAAGAUUUAUCUAAAACCCCUACCACUGGCAGUAACCACACUACACCCUACAACACACUUAGUCGGCCAAUGUCUGGUCAAGGCUAUGAUGAUAGCACCCUAACGCCAGCGAGGGCCCAGCAGCGAGGUUACUAUAGUGAACAGCAGGCUCAAAACGAUUUCAGAAACAUGAGCAGAAGCAAUAUGUCAUUACAGGAUAAAGAUCCACACAACUAUCCUCGAGAUGUAAUCCUUUUACAAGAUAUGACCCCCAAUGAUAUUAGUCCAGGCUAUGCUCCUCUUGAUGAGCCUCGUCCACACAGAACUAAACCACCAGUUGGAGGUGUUCCAUUGUUUCCUAACUUGACACCUGCGGAACCUCCUUCUCCCAUGUAUGGCAGUGAUCCUCAAGCUAUGUCAGAACCAUUAUAUGCCCAGGUGAAUAAAGGAAGCAGUCAGCGUCGAAACGACCCUUACUUGGGAUCGUCUGGUGGCUUACAUCAGAGCAGUGGCGGGGUAGGAGGAGCAGAUUCAUGGGUGUAACAACUAAUGCUACAUGUUGCUCAUUAUUAAGUAUUGUAGAAAGAUAAACACUUAACUUGUUUCAAAGAAUAGACAGAGUUUUGGCUUAAUGCCUUGUGUACUUAAAUCUGUUAACUAGGUUAAGCUGAAAGAGAGACAAAAAGUUUUAAAGGCUCCUGGAUGUUAUAUUUUGUUUUGUUUUUGAUAACCAUUUGUUUAUUCAAAGCAAGACAUUUGGACAAUGUUCUUUUAUUUCAUGCAAGGAACUAUAAAGACAAUGAAUAAUAAUAAGACUACUUAGUAACAAUGUAUUUCUAUUCUCUCUCUCUCUCUCCAUAUAUAUAUAUAUAUAUAGAUAUGCAACUUGGUUAGUGAUGAAUGCAAGAUGAUAGUGAGUGCUGAAUGAAUAUUUAAUAGAAUGAAUGCUCUUCAUUUAAACUUGUGAUUUUUUAUAUGACAUCUUAGCCACCUAAAUAUAUCCUUGAGUUUCUUCUCACAAAUUGGAAACUUAGCAUUCUAUAACAGUGUACAUUCUGAGAAACUUUUUAUCAUGUGUACAUACUUCACCAAGAACUUGGCUCUAACCAUGAUACAGUUUAGACUGACAGAAAACAAUGACUGAAUCAUAGUUUUUUUUUUUAUCUGAUAUAAUAUUCUAACACUUUUUUAAUAGUCAGCCUUUAUACUUGCUUCAUAUUUUAGAGUAGGAUAGAUCUUUUUAUUGUUUAACUUGAAGGUUUCUGUUGGAUUUAAUCACUAGGGUACAGUGUUAUAGAGAUACAUUUUGAAAUUAUGGUUAUUUAAACUGUAUUUGGUAAAAUUGUAAUCAAAAGAUGUUUUUUUCCUCUCAGCUUGUUUUAUUUGUAUUGCUAGAAAUGAUGUUCACACUUUGGACAUAAAAACUUUAUAUUGUACAUAUCAAGAUAAAAUAAUAAAUUUAAAGGAUAAAAGAA